Molecule: messenger RNA, 3414 nt
Organism: Brugia pahangi
Lineage: Eukaryota; Metazoa; Nematoda; Chromadorea; Rhabditida; Onchocercidae
Source: the annotation of a GenBank genome assembly
AUGUUUUACGUUUUCUACGUGAAUGAAGGUUCUCUGAAGGCUUUAGAAGUAUCUGUUGCACUUGGCUCGGUUCACAAACUACAAUGUGUUAUCGAAGAAAUAACUCAGGUGCCCGUUGCGGAGCAGGCUUUGCUUGUUUCUGGUGGAGAAGGAUUGCAGUCGGAAAAGCAGGUGUCACAUUAUCAAGGAGCUGGUACGGAGUCAAAUCCACUGUUCCUGUUUCGUAAAUUAUACAGAGAAGAUGGUCAGGGCAUAGAGUUGGCAAAUAAUGAUGAGUUGUACACAUUAUGUUCGGGUUUAUACGAUGAACUUCAUGUUCUUGAUAGCUCAACAAUAUCAAGGCCAUUGAUUACGCGCUACUGUGACGCUGGGCGAUUAGGACUAAAAGUUGCUGAGAGGUGUUUGCAGCUUUGUGCUCGUUUAGUUCAAGAUCAUCAGCUUUUGCAUCAAGGGUGGUUAGCACUGAUAUCUAAUCUUUACGAUUCACGAACUCAAAUUGAAAAAAAAUCGGAGCGUUUUCUAUCUCGCUACGAACGUUUGAAAACAAUGAAAAUUAAAGCAGAAACUCUAUUACAAGAUUUUGAUAAUGUUCUUCGUACUUUGCAACAAAUCAAAAUUCCCUCAGCUUUAUUGUCGAAUUCAUAUAAAUUGCAAGGAUCAUCGAAGAUUGCUGAGGAAUGCACACUGUACGAGUAUAUUGCUCGUGCUGAUCCACAAAAUUCGUUAGAAGAAAUAUCGGAGCAAGUUAAUAUGCUGUUGUCCAAGACAAGCGAUACCGAAUAUAAACAGGUGAUAUCUAACAUGAGAUAUGUCAGUGAGGAAGUGAGUAAUCCUGAAAUACGUAAUAUUCGUGGUAUAAAUACUCGUCUUACGCAGUUGGAUGCAAUGUUCCACAGUAAAGAGCAGGAAACAAAAGUGCUAAAGGAUUUAUGUUUCGCUGUGUCACAAUUAGCUGUUGAUUCGCAGUGUACCAAAGAUAUUGUGUUAAAUCAGCGGGAAAAAAUGUUCAAAGUCAAGAAGUUAAUUGAACAGAUGCAGAAGAUGGGGAAAGCUUUUCAACAAUCCAAAAUCGAAUUACUAAACAACAUUAGAACAAGACUUCGGGGAUGGAUAUUGCAGGUGUAUGAUAGAUUGCAUGCGACGAACAAUCAGAUAAUUUUAUUUGAAGAAAAAUAUAUUGCUUUGCGGAACCGACUAGAUAUUAUUCGACAAGUAAAAGAGAGUCCAAUAAUGUUUGCCACGGCGCUCACUGAAUGUCUUCGUCGAAGUGUACUGCAACCAGAAUUUGAAUCGUGGUUUACUUCGUUUAUGGAAAAAAGUGUUGCUUUGGUCACGGAAGAAACAUCUGUACGCGAACUAUUCAAGCAAAAAUUAGGACGACAUUUUCUGAAACAGUUAUUUCCGGGCAUGUUCGAUAAUUUUCCAAACUUUGCUCCCAGCGGCGUGGCACAUUUUGACAAAAACUUGCCUCCUGUAACUCCGGCGGAUUUGAGAACUUUGAGACAAGCUGUUCCGUGUCUAGCAAAUUUGCUAAAAGUGACAGAUCCCUUCAUUUAUCAGCGACUUUCUGUCAGAGAUCCACGAAUUGUAUCAGGUUCACAAAUGACUCCUCCACUUUUAAAAAGAGAAGAAUCAUUCUAUACUACUGAUGCUACAAUUAAUGUUGCAAAUUUGAACAAAAAUUUCCCAUCUACGCAAUGGUUGAGUGGUGACGAAAAUUUGGAUGCUUUACCUUCAAAUGCAACAAUGCUAGCUAAAUCACCACCCUCACGAUUUGGGUCAACGUUAAGUUUGGAUAUGGUGGAAGAAUCUCCUGCAAAGCCACUUAAUUCAUUUGCAUCCCUUUUUGAUGCCUCACAUCAUGAGAUUGUGGAAACUGAGGUCAAGAAUGGAAGUAAAACGUAUUCGAGCUCAAGUGUUACACAAAGUGAACCGAUCGCUAUACCUCAGAGUAAUGCAUCUGUUAUUGAGGUUGUUGCGCCAUUAGUCGAAGAAGAAAAUUCAGUGAAACCGAAGUCAGAUAAGUCCAGUCAAUUUGGCACGCCUGAGGAUCAUACCAGUUACGAGCAGAGGAUUGCGAAAGUUUUUGAAAGAUCUCAAUGUGGAAGUCUGAUUUGUUUACAGAAUGGAUUGAAAAAGCUUUCGCUGCAGCUGAUGUAUUUAAAGCAGGAUUUUGUUCUUGCUGAAAAUCAAACCAAAGAAUACUCUGAUGAGGCAUUGAAGCGAAUAAACAACUCUUUAAUUACGUUUGUUGGAUACAGAAACAUAGUUCCUGUCUCUGAUCAGGCCAGUAAGCCUGUUUGCAAGGACGUCGCUACUGAAACUGAGACAGGGCUUAAGCUGGAACAGUCAUUCUCAAUGGAUGAUGCUGACGAAUUAUCGGGAAAAGAUGUCCUUGUUUUUGAACUCCGGCAAGUGAUUGAACUUCAGAAGAAAGAAAUUUCACGACUUCGUGAACAGCAAUUAAGUGCGGAAAAUACUGUUGCUAAAAUGGAAAUCGAAAGAAACCAAAUGUAUAAAAUUUUAAUUGCUGACCACGAGUUGGCUCUGGAACGUAAAUUUUCGUCCCACAGUGAAGAAAUAAAGAGAAAGAAUGAGGAAAUUGAUUCACUGAAAACAACCUUACAUAAACUUCAUGAAAGCGUUGUUUACCAUGUUGAAAAUGCCGCUGGCACAAUUGCGAACGAAGAAACUGAAGUUAGUUGCGGAAAGGAAUGCAAGGAAAAAUACACAACUGCUUACGAAAACUCUUUGCUUGGUAGAGUGCCAGUUGAAAUGAAAGAGAGUUGUUCGGUUGCGUCUAAGUUAAUUGAUUCGCAAGACGAUGGUGCUGUUAGUGUACUUAAUGACCUUUCUUCCAAAAGAUAUCCAUUGAAGUCUUUUACUGUUAGUCGUGCAGCUAUAAAUAUGACACAAUCCUCAAAAGUGAAGAGUGAAGAAAAAGAUUCGGAAAGAAAUGAAAACACAGAUGAUGACCUGAGGGUUCAGGCAGAUUCGGACGAAGAUAUUGCACCAGUUACGGUGAGACCAGCUACUGCUCAAACAGUUAUAUCAUUACGAGAAAUGCGAACAAUGAUUACAGUACAGGACAUUCAUGAGUACUGUGCUGUUUUGAUUGUUUGGAGUGAACCACAUAACGCCUAUAUAUUGUUUAGUGUUUCACCAAUAUUUCACUUUGUCAAAGAAAGCAGUUUGAAACGCAUGGGGGUAAAAUGGGACCGACAGUCAGUAGCCGCCGCUACAGUUGGUCAACGUCCUAACUGGCUAAUGGCAGUAACUACCCGUCUAGAAUUAUGCAAAAUACGUAAAACAGACAAUCGUUACAAUUUGAAAGUCGGGACGAAAUUUUACCGGGUGGAGGUAGAACCACUGCAAAUAGACUCAUCGAGUAUUCGACGACAGGCUGAUGAGUAG